AUGUCUCCCUACCUAGCUCUCCCCAACGAACUCAUCAUCCUCACAGCCCGCGGCCUCAAUCCUAAACAGCUCUCCUACCUGAUCCGCGCCAACCGCCAUCUCUUCGAGCUCCUCAAGCCCGAGCUCUACCGCCAUGCAACCCUCACCCAAUUCUCCGACAGCGCGUUCUUCUGCGCCGCCGCGACGGGCAACGAGCUCCUCAUCCGCACAAUCCUCGCCCAUGGCCACGAGCAGAUGGUGGUCAAGACCCGCGCCGGACAGGUGCUCCACAAGUGCCCGGGCGAGUGCGACGACGAGGUUCUGCAGACCGUGAUAGCGGAGGGCGCAAACAUCGUCGUCAGCAAUUGCCGCCGCGAUUUCUCCAGCUUGCAAGCCUUGAUACCGGACGGCCCAAGUAUCGCGGUCAGCAAUUGCCGCCGCGACCUAUCGGGUCUACAUUGGGCAUGCCGCAAGGGGAGCAACCCGCUGCUCAAGAUCUUCCUAGAGUCCGGCGCGGACUCAAUGAUCUUGGACACAACUGGCCGGACGCCGCUGCACAUGGUCAAGAACGGCGAGGCCGCCCGGCUCCUCAUACAGCACGGCGCAGACCCCAUGUACGUCUCCCACGACACCCCCAACAUCAUGACACCACUGGAGAGCGCCGUCCAGCUCCGGAAAUGGGACGUCGUCAAAGCCAUGCUCGAAGUCAUCCCUGUGCAGUUACGGCACCAGUCCGGAAAAACCUCCCUCCACAUCGCCGCCGAACUCGACGAUGAAGUCCUCGCCCAGCACCUCCUCGCCAAGGGCGCCGACCCGGCCAUCAUGGACGACAACAAGAACACUGCCCUCCACCUGGCAGUCCCACACAAGAAUGCAAAGCUCGUCCGUCUCCUCCUCGAGCACGGCGCCGACCCCACCAUCCGCAACAAGUACCACCAAUCCCCCAUCUUCCUCGCCCACCGCCGCUCCUUCAACCCCGUCUACCGCCUGCUCCUCCGCUACUCGCGCACAGACUACCUCACCAAGCAGCGCCGCACGCUCCUCCACCUCGCCAUCGAGCCCAAGAACUUCCACCAGCCCCCACCGCCGUCCAUCCUCGACAACGAGGACAUCACCCUCGUCAAGCACCUUAUCGAGAAGGGCGUCAACAUCAACGCACAGGACGCCACCGGCCGCACCGCUCUCGCAAUCUGCACACAGUACGGCUGCGAGGUGCUCGUCAAGCUGCUGCUCGAGAAGGGCGCCGACCCGAAUAUCGCAGAUCUGCACCAGACGACGGCGCUACACAUUGCCGUGCAGCCGUGGAGUCAGCGGUUGGUGGGCGCGCUGCUGGCGGGCGGGGCAGACGUGAAUGCGCAGGAUGCGGACGGGAGGACAGUGUUGCACUUGGCAGCAAUGAAAGACAUGAGCUCGCUGCUGUCGGUGGUGCUGAAGCGGGGAGCGGACAUUAAUAGACGGGAUAGGCUGGGGCAGACGGCGCUGCACAUGUGUGCGGUGUAUGAUGGCAAGAAGGCGAUGAAGGUGCUGCUGGACGCGGGGGCGGAUAGUGAGGCGAGGGAUAGUAAUGGGAGGAAGGUGCCCGAGUAUAUGUUGAAGACGUGCUCGGAGGUGAUUAGUGGGCUGUCGUUUGGGAUGGAGAGGCUGAAUUUUGGGUAUCAGAGGGCGUUGUAG
Molecule: messenger RNA, 1650 nt
Organism: Morchella importuna
Lineage: Eukaryota; Fungi; Ascomycota; Pezizomycetes; Pezizales; Morchellaceae
Exons: 1
Coding region: 1-1650 (549 amino acids)
Cellular component (GO): cytoplasm; nucleus
Molecular function (GO): protein binding
Source: RefSeq, a predicted model, not a curated record